This is a messenger RNA of Cuscuta epithymum, 675 nucleotides long. The record is from the annotation of a GenBank genome assembly. NCBI's taxonomy places the organism in Eukaryota, Viridiplantae, Streptophyta, Magnoliopsida, Solanales, Convolvulaceae.
CCAUAUCAUCGCUCUCGCAUGCUUCCAUCACCGAAAUGGAAAAGAUUUAUCUGAGUUCAUGUUCAUCAUCAAAAGCACUACUUGUUUAUGUGUUUUUCAUGUGCUUAUUUCUCUCUAAGGCAGCACGCAUCAAUAAGAAUGAUCACUUCUUUCAAACUACUCCCCAGGAGGAGGAGGAUGCCAUCCAGGUUACUAAUCUGGGGGAACUCAACCUAUCUACGAUUGUUGAAGAAUAUAAAAGAAGAUCACUGAGCCACCGAAUCAUGAUUGAUAGACAAGCCCCAGGUGGACCAGAUCCAAAUCAUCACCCAUGAACCACGGUUAAUAAAUGUACGAACGGAGGAGCAUGAGGAGUGGUGGCAUUUAAAUCGUCUCAUGAUGAAUAAGACUUAGCAUGUGUGUGUGUGUGUGCUGCAGCUUACUUACAAAUAAAGUGGGACGAGUAGUUAGGAUGCGACCAUUUUAUAAGCUUUCUCCAAAUGCGUACUUCAAUUCUGGGGAUGUUUGUACAAGUGAAAUUAAAGUUAUACCGAUCAGAACAUAUGUAUAUGUAUAUGUGUACUUCCGGGGAUGUAUAUGCAUGUAUACGCAUUACCGGCCUUCUGUUUCGUAGUAUAUUGAUACUAAUAAUAAAGCCCAUAUUGCUACCUGCUAUAUACUUGUUUUACAAUACGG